Messenger RNA from Poeciliopsis prolifica (blackstripe livebearer), 3848 nucleotides. RefSeq names its product RAR-related orphan receptor C (gene rorc). NCBI's taxonomy places the organism in Eukaryota, Metazoa, Chordata, Actinopteri, Cyprinodontiformes, Poeciliidae. Gene Ontology annotation, cellular component: nucleus. The record is from RefSeq and is a predicted model, not a curated record. Gene Ontology annotation, biological process: regulation of transcription by RNA polymerase II. The transcript is spliced from 13 exons. Gene Ontology annotation, molecular function: RNA polymerase II cis-regulatory region sequence-specific DNA binding; zinc ion binding; nuclear receptor activity. Bases 295 to 1872 code for a protein of 525 amino acids.
CCGGGGCGCGCUGGAGGGGGCUGGGGGCGAGAGCAGCGGGGCUUGAGAAGCCACGGCCCGGCCUGAUCCAGCUGCACUCUCCGCGCUGCCGCUGCUGCUGCCACGGGGGUGAGAGCAAUUAUUUCACAACAGCCGCACACAGGAGAAAAAAGAGGAGGAGGAGAAGGAGGAGGAGGCGCGCUGCUAGAAAGAAAGAAAGAAAAAAAAAACAACAUGAGAGGGGAAGAAGAAUGAUGGUUGAGUUUUUGGAUCUGUGAGGCCGGAAAGAGGAGAGAUGGCUGUGCACGUUUUUAAAUGUCUGCGCCGGCCCGGGCGCUAGAGCGGCCAACAGAGGUGAGUGAAAGUGUGUGUAGGCCCAUCCAGCGCCGUGACAGGAGCGGCAUGGAAUAUGAGGAGUCAGACUUUCUACCUGCAGACACCCCCAGAAAAAAAGGAGGCGUCGUGUCCAAGAAGACUCAUUUGACCCAGAUUGAAGUUAUCCCGUGCAAGAUUUGUGGCGAUAAGUCUUCCGGAGUGCAUUAUGGAGUCAUCACCUGUGAAGGCUGCAAGGGCUUUUUCCGGCGCAGUCAGCUUCCCACUGUGUCCUACUCCUGCUCCAGGCAGAGUAACUGUCAGAUCGACCGGGCCAGCCGGAACCGCUGCCAGCACUGCCGCCUGCAGAAGUGUUUGGCUCAGGGCAUGAGCAGAGACGCUGUGAAGUUUGGCCGCAUGUCCAAACGUCAGAGGGACUCUCUGAUUGCUGAAGUGGAGCGACACAGACAGCAGCAGCAACAGCAGCAGCUUCAGGACGACACGCAGGUGGAGCUGUCCUACCCGCCCAAAAACCGCCAGGAACACUCCCCGCAGCUCCUUCAGCCCAUCGCCACACCGUACCCCUACGUCGGUGACGCCUACGGCUCAGAGGUCCACCCCUAUCUGGUUUACUCCCCGAGCGACUCGCAGGGGUACCGGGGCUCCGGUGUGUCCCCUACGUCCAGAUUUCAGGGGCGGGGGGACAGCGGAGGACACCACGAUAUCAGAGGAUUUGACUCCAGACAGCAACAUCAGGACCUCAUGGCUCUUCAUUCCUACAAUCCUCUCGAUGACCUCUACAACCACUACCCCCACUCUCUGCGAAACAUAGAUGAGAUGUGUGCCAGCAUUGUGCGUUCCCACAGAGAAACCAGCCAGUACAGACUGGAGGAGCUGCAGGCUCUCAGAUGGAAAGUGUUCAGCAGAGAGGAGAUCCAAGCCUACCAGAGCAAGACAGUGGAUGAGAUGUGGCAGCACUGUGCCGUCCGACUGACUGAUGCUGUUCAGUAUGUGGUGGAGUUUGCGAAACACAUCCCGGGUUUCCGCAUGCUCAGCCAGAAUGACCAGAUCGCUCUCCUCAAAACUGGCUCCAUGGAGGUGGUUCUGGUCCGAAUGUGCCGCUUUUUCAACACAGAAAACAACACUGUUUUCUUUGAUGGAAAAUUUGCUGGAACUGAGGCUUUCAAGUCUCUGGCGUGUGGAGAUUUAAUCGCAGCAGUGUUCGACUUCGCUCACGGCAUGUGUGCUCUGAAACUCACAGAGCAGCAGCUCGCCCUCUUCAGUGCUCUGGUCCUAAUCAACCCUGACCGUCCCUCUCUAGAGGACAGAGUGAGAGUCCAACGAGUACACAGAAGUGUGGAGGUGGGACUCACUCACAUUCUUCACCGAGACAACCACGAUAGUCUGUUGCAUAAGCUCUACCAGAGGAUGGCAGUGUUGCGUUCGCUGUGCAGCCUGCAUAUGGAGAAGCUGCGCUGGUUCAGCCAACGAUACCCGCUCACUGCUCACUCUCUGUUCCCCCCGCUCUACAAGGAGCUGUUCGCGUCCGAGGCCGAGCUUUUGCCGGGGGCCACUCACUGAGCAACCAGCGGAAGAGUGAGACAUACGCACACGUCCGCAGACAAGCAGAACCUGGAGUUUUAUUGGUACUUCCCAAAGGAAUCUGUGUUCUGAAUAAGAGGAAACUAUAACUGUAAUGGAUUAUUCAAUGAUUUCCUUUUGAUAGGUUGAGUAUUUCAGGGAACUGUGAAUUUUGAUGUUAUUUGAGAGUAUAUUUUUAGGAUUUAUUUUGUCUCAGGAUGUGCUGUCAUAAUUCUUCCCAGCUGUAGUUACUGAGUUUGUGUCACAGUUUGUUUAUGCAUUUAUUCCAAGAGGCAGGAUGCACUGUCGAUGUAAACCUAAAAUGACUCCAACUGCUCUCUGCAAACGAAAACAUCACUCAAUGCAUCUACCUUGUGUGUUUCGCAUAAGCUUGGUUUCAACUUGAAAUUACUUUUUUAAAAAUUGCAGUAAAAAAUUGCAGUGAAAAUAUGCUGUUACCCUAUACUUUUAGUCCGAUUUCAAACUAGAGUGUUUCACUGGUGCUGUCAGGUUAGCUUUUUUAGCAGUAAAUGCCACACUGGUUUAAAAAAAAACGAAGAAAAAACAAGCUGUGCUUUCCGGUAAAAAACAAGCAAUAAAAAUAACAAACUGUAACAGAUGUUGACCCCAUUUCACAGGAAAAACAUUACAUAAGCCCAAUUUUUCUGCUGUCACUUUAUUUUCUUUUCAUGUUUCAAGUUAGUGUAAAGUUUCUUUAUUAUUCAAAUCUAGUGAUGUUGCUGUAAUGUUAAAAUGUUCUUGUUUGAAAUGUUUUCUGGUUCGACCAUCCUCUCUUCUGCUCAGUGUUUGUUUUCCCAGCGGUUUUCGGCUGCAUCAUUGCUUAAAUAAACCAUAUAAAAACAGAGAAAUGUUUUGCCUUAUCAUAGUGUCUCCUCCCUAUUGUAAGAAGAUUUGUCCCAUUGUAAAUGUUAGGAAGUUCCUCACUUUCUGUUUCUGUGUCUUCAGAGAAGUUUUUUUUUUUUGCUCAGAUUGACCAUUAUAGCCAACAGAAGUGUUUCCCUUUGUGUAGGAAAACUCUUGCAGGCUUUUAUAACUUUUUAGCUCUUAAGGGAUUUGCAUUAAAUCUAAAACUGUUUUGUUACAUCUAGCCUUUUUCCUUUUUUAUUUCAAAAUAAUAUUUGCCGUGCAUAUCCCUAAAUGGCAUUAAGGUAAAAGUAUUGGACUCUUCCACAGCUUUACAAAUUGACAAACUGUAUUUUAAUGUUUUCUUGGCUACAUUUUUUUUGUAAAAUAUCUCAACCUCAGACAGAGUGGAUGGAGAAUAUGCAAAGGUUCAAUUUCAAGUUGUGCAACAGAUCUUCAGCUGGAUUUAGGUCUGACUUUACUAAAUCACAUUAACAUCUUUUCAUCUGUAGCUCUGUUUGGAUGUUUGGUCUUAUUUUACUGCUGUAGAUGAACCUCCAGCUCAGUAUUAAGUCUUUUGAAACCUUUAACAAGUUUUCUUCCAGGAUUGCCAUGUAUAUAGACCCUCCAUUUCUCCAUUAACUCUGAUAAGCUUCCUUUAUGUUUUUAUUGGCCCGUAUUUACAUUUGCAAAAUCCCCUACAUUGCUUGUGGCAAACCACAGAAUUAACUUUAUGUGGCUUUGUCUCAGCAUGGCUUUUUUUUUUUGUUCUUCCGAAAAGGCCAGACAGAAGGAGUAUCAGACUGUUUACCUCUGCAACUCCUCCAUCGAGCUCUGAAUUAUUUUCCUUGUUAAAUUUCUUCCUGACUGAGUCAAAAAAGAAGAAAGGAUCAACCAUCUAAAGUGACAGGUCAAAAAUAAAUGUCCUUCAUUCCUCUUCACAUCCCUCAAUACUUUGUGUUGAUCCCCAAAAGGCCUACACAAUGCAUUGGAGUUGGUGGUUGUCACAUGAUACACUGAGAAAAAGUUCAAUUGAGUGCUUACGAGGUACUGCAUUCUUCAAUGUUACAGAUGUGGCAAUGAGAUUAAACAUUAAACUUACUCUGCAUGGA